Molecule: messenger RNA, 3388 nt
Organism: Stylophora pistillata
Lineage: Eukaryota; Metazoa; Cnidaria; Anthozoa; Scleractinia; Pocilloporidae
Product: protein sidekick-1
Molecular function (GO): protein binding
Source: RefSeq, a predicted model, not a curated record
AUGACUCGCAGAAACGUGGCCUGCUACUCAAUUCACACAGCUGGACUCGAUGUUCAGGAAGUUUAUUUCACACUGGUGGCUGAUGGUGCAGAGAAGAACUACGCCGAAACUUUCAAGGUUUUGAUAGGAAAUGAUGACAGGAACUCAGAAGUGAAGCAUGUUGUUUAUGGAGUGUUAACUAGAUAUAUGCGAUUUUUGCCAAAAACACACCAGGGUAGGAUGUGUAUGAGAACAGAGGUGUUUGGAGUAGAAAAAAUGUCAACUUGUAAUAACAAGCCCAUUGGUUUAGCCAUCGGCGGUGAAAUUCCAGACAGCAGCUUUGUAGCCUCAUCAGAACAUAAUUAUAAAUAUGUAGCUGAACAUGGUCGACUGAAUAACUAUAAGUCAUGGGGACCCAUGGAUAAUAAUAAUGCUGAUGACUUCCUACAAAUUGACCUGUUGUACGAGUAUAUCAUCUGUGCUGUGGCUACUCAGGGAAACCCCAAAAUUGUUGCACCAGAAUGGACUACAUAUUACAAGAUACGUUUAUCAUUUAAUGAUACCACUUUUGACACCUACAAAGAAAACAAUACUGACAAGAUUUUGGUAGGAAAUAACGACAGGAACUCAGAAGUGAAGCAUGUUGUUUAUAGAGUGUUAACAAGAUAUUUGCGAUUUUUGCCAAAGACACACCAGCGUGGGGUGUGUAUGAGAACAGAAUGGUAAAAUUCCAAACAACAGCUUCACUGCCUCAUCCUAUUUUAAUGAUGCUUACUAUAAACCCUCUUUUGGUCGCCUUAAAGGAAGUAAACGGGGAUGGGCUCCCAAGGUUAGAAGUAAAGAUGGUGACUACCUACAAAUUGACCUGCUGUAUGAAUAUGUCAUCUGUGCUGUUGCUACUCAAGGAGCUAAUGGUAUUAAUGAGUGGACAAAAAGCUUCAAGAUUCAGUUAUCAUUGGAUGGUACCACUUUUGACAUCUAUCAAGAAGACAACAAUGACAUGGUCUUUCCUGGAAACUCCAAUCAAAGUGGCAUCAUAAAAAACAGUCUUCAGGAAUUUGCAAGUGCAACGUUUAUCCGCUUUCAGCCAAUAGCAUAUAACAUUUGGAAGGUUCUGAGAGUGGAAGUUUAUGGAGUACUUCUAACUAAAGUUCCAUCAGAACCUCCUUCUGCCUUCGAGCUGACUGCAAGCACUUCUACCAGCAUUACAACUUCCUGGCAGAUACCACCAGUCUUUUCCAGGCAUGGAAGAACCAUUACAGGGUUUAAACUUUUGUACAAAAAGAGAGGUUCUGGUGGGUCAGCAAUAACCUUGACUAUAAGAAAUGGACCAACAUUGAGCAGAAGUGUUACAGGGCUUGAUAAGUACACAGAAUAUGAAUUUCAAGUGUUGGCUUUUACAUCUGAUGGUGAUGGAGCAAAGAGCCCUGUUGAGGUAGAGAGAACAAAGGAAGAUGUUCCUUCUCAAGCUCCAAGCAGCUUGACUGUAGCUGCUGUCACUUCUACAACUAUUACAGCUUCCUGGCAAUUACCACCAUUAGCUUCAAGAAAUGGAAUAAUAACAGGGUUUAAAUUGUUUUUUAAAGAGAGAGCUUCAGCAGGGUCAGUGACCACCUUGCUUAUCAAUAGUGGAUCAACAUUGAGAAGAAAUGUCACUGGGCUUAAAAAAUACACAGAGUAUGAAUUUCAAGUUUUGGCGUCUACAUCAGUUGGUAAUGGACCAAAGAGCCCCAGUGAGGUGGAGCGAACAAAGGAAGAUGUUCCAUCAGAACCUCCUUCUGCCUUCGAGCUGACUGCAAGCACUUCUACCAGCAUUACAACUUCCUGGCAGCUACCACCAGUCUUUUCCAGGCAUGGAAGAACCAUUACAGGGUUUAAACUUUUGUACAAAAAGAGAGGUUCUGGUGGGUCAGCAAUAACCUUGACUAUAAGAAAUGGACCAACAUUGAGCAGAAGUGUUACAGGGCUUGAUAAGUACACAGAAUAUGAAUUUCAAGUGUUGGCUUUUACAUCUGAUGGUGAUGGAGCAAAGAGCCCUGUUGAGGUAGAGAGAACAAAGGAAGAUGUUCCUUCUCAAGCUCCAAGCAGCUUGACUGUGACUGCUGUCACCUCUACAACUAUUACAGCUUCCUGGCAAUUACCACCAUUAGCUUCAAGAAAUGGAAUGAUUACAGGGUUUAAAUUGUUUUUUAAAGAGAGAGCUUCAGCAGGGUCAGUGACCACCUUGCUUAUCAACAGUGGAUCAACAUUGAGAAGAAAUGUCACUGGGCUUAAAAAAUACACAGAGUACGAAUUUCAAGUUUUGGCGUCUACAUCAGUUGGUAAUGGACCAAAGAGCCCCAGUAAGGUGGAGCGAACAAAGGAAGAUGUUCCAUCAAAAGCCCCUAGUAGCUUCACUGUUACUGCAGCUACUUCGAGAACUGUCACAGCAACCUGGCAGUUACUAACAGAAGACUCCAGAAAUGGAAUGAUUAGAGGAUUUAAAUUGUUCUACCAAAAGAGCGGCUCUGUAGGACCAGCAACCACCUUAACUUUUAACAAUGGAACGGCAUUGGGUAAAGAUGUCACUGGACUUGACAAAAACACAGAAUAUGAAUUUCAAGUUUUAGCCUUCACUUCAGUUGGCGAUGGACCAAAAAGUUCUGUUGAGGUGGCGAGAACCAUGAAAGACGGUAUUUGAAGGAAAUGAUGAUAGGAACUCAAAUGUUAAGCAACUUGUUUACGGAAUGUUAACAAGAUAUCUGCGAUUCUUGCCACAAACUCACCAGGGUGGGGUUUGUAUGAGAACUGAAGCAUUUGGAUUGAAACAAAAGCAAACAUGUAACGUGGAGGCCAUUGGUCUUGCAAGUGGUGGUACAGUUCCAGACAGCAGCUUCACAGCCACAUCGUUUUAUGAUGAUAGAUAUAAACCUUUUCGUGGUCGCCUGAAUGCAAAUACCAGGGGUUGGGGACCCAAACAAAGAGAUGAUCCUUAAGACUACUUACAAAUAGACCUUGUGUAUGAGCAUUUUAUCUGCGCUAUAGCUACUCAAGGAAGUAAGGGAUCCAAUGAAUGGACAACCGAGUACAAGAUUCAUUUUUCAUUGGAUGGAGAAAAGUUUUUCGCCUAUAAUGAAACCAGUGUUGAAAAGCUCUUUUCCGGAAAUUCAAAUAGAAACGGUAUUGUGAAAAACAGUCUACAGGAAUUUGUAAGUGCAAAGUUUAUCCGCUUUCAACCAACAAAGAAAAGAGAUUGGAAAGUUCUGAGAGUGGAAGUUUAUGGAAUACUUCUAACUAAAGUUCCUUCAAAACCUCCUACUGCCUUCAAGUUGACGGCAAGUUCUCCUACCAGUAUUAUUGCUUCCUGGCAGUUACCACCAGUAUUUGCUAGACAUGGAAAAAUCGAAGGGUUUAAACUCUUCUACAGAAU